AUGGAGUCAGGUAACAAAGUCGCCGUGGACGCGCAGCCAGCAAAGGAUGUGGAGCCAGGAAAGAUGCCCGCCCAAGGUGACACUGCCUCUAACGCAAAGGGACAGCCAGCCCACAAACCGCGGGCUCCACGUAAGAAGGGUGCUACCCCUAAGCCGAUGGCGCAAUUCUUUAGCAAACUCAAAUCUCUGGUGUUGAGUUAUGAGGACUGCAUGUCUGACCCUUCCUCUGAGGCGUCUAGGUCUCCUUCGCCAGAGGUUAUUCCUGAUACGCAGCGAGAGGAUCAGCCGGGCACGUCCGCGUCUUUGUUUCACGAUCCACGGUCAGGUAUGCCUGACAGGUCCCCGGUCGCUGCCUUAAUAUCUGUAGCAUCUGUGGCUAGGGGCCAAACUGUACAGGCCCCCCUCCAUGACUCAUCUUUGCCCCAGUCUUCCUUGAGCCUUCCCCAGGGUCAGCGGCAUAGGGUGCAGCAUCCUGAGGCCGAUAUCUCUUCCGGAGGCGAAGAAGCACAGCCUCAUGCCCGGAAGAGCCAGCAGCCGGGUGGAAAGAGACGUGCCAAGACGAAACAUAUCCAGGAGUCAAACACCUCUUCUGAUGGGGAGGAUGAGCAGCGUCAGGCCCGGAAAAAACACCAGUCAAGGCGAACAGGCAGGCCAGCGGAGAGGGGCCGUUCUGGGGGUAAGCACGUACAGCACUCCUACACCUCUUCUGAAGGUGAUGAGGACCACAGGGAUCAAGAGCCAGCUGUGCCGGACAAGCAAGAAUGGAAGAGAUGUCAUAAGAAGAAGCAUGUCUGCAGGAAGUCGCGUUCGCGCAGUUCGGAGUCAGAUGGACUGCUUCCGGUCAUUGGCACCUCUAGCUCAGCAGUGGCCAGAACCCUUCCCGGACCACCUCUGGAGCCUUGGAAACGCAACGUGAUUAAGGGAGUAUUGGCCUCCGUGGCCCCCUCUACUCUCUGUUCUUACAAUAAAGUCUGGUGUAACUUUAUGGAUUACCGGUGCAACGUUCUAGCCCUUGCACACAAUAUCCCACCGACUACAGAUCACGUAUUACAAUAUUUGGAACAUCAGUACACUUUGGGGCGGGCAGCUAAAACUUUAAAAAUACAUUCAGCUGCAAUUACAUUCUUCAGUAAAUUUCUAUUCUCCCUGGACCCUUGUGCGGACUUCAUCGUCCACAGGGCAAUUGAUGGUUGGGGCAGGCUUGAGCCCAAAAAAGCCGAAGGGUGGAGGCCAAUAACUUAUGACUUGCUCUUCUUGGUUCGCAAAAAAUUGAGGUCUAUUUGUUGGUCUAGAUACGAAGCACGUUUAUUCUCUGCAGCUUAUGCCAUAUCCUUCUUUGGGGCCCUCAGGGUCGGGGAGAUAGUGGUGGAAAAGCACUCAGACGAUUCCUAUCGUGGCCUUCUUUUAAAGGACAUUCAGCUAUCCAGUGCUGAACUGUUAGUACAUAUCCGGAGUUCAAAAACUGAUCAGUGUGGCAAGGGUGCCUGGUUAAAACUAGCAGCUUCACGGAGUCUAGGUCCCUGUCCUGUAAAAGACACUAGGCGUUAUUUGUGUCUGAGACCUCCUGGCUCUGGCCCACUAUUCAUUCAUGAGGACGGUUCCCGGCUGAUGAGGCAUCAAUUCACGCGGGUCCUGCGUAUGGCAAUUGACGCAUGCGGGUUUCCAGCAAAAGAAUAUGCCGCCCAUUCUUUUUUAGGAUAG
Messenger RNA from Zootoca vivipara (common lizard), 1701 nucleotides. RefSeq lists its product as uncharacterized. The record is from RefSeq and is a predicted model, not a curated record. Gene Ontology annotation, biological process: DNA recombination; DNA integration. Gene Ontology annotation, molecular function: DNA binding. Lineage: Eukaryota; Metazoa; Chordata; Lepidosauria; Squamata; Lacertidae.